CUCACUUUCACACGGCAAACGAUCUAAAACUCAGUUCAGUUCACUCUUUCUUUCAGUUCUUUACCUAAUCCAUUCGUUCAUUUCAAUUAUUCAAAACAAAUCAAUAAAUCUUGCGAACUUUGUUGAAUUGAAUUUGUGUUUAUUAUAAUUUAGCGAAAAUGUAGAAUAAUUGAGUAACACGACUUGAAAAUUUUAGAAUAAUCGUAUACUAACUAAGCACCAUUUUUCUCCCUAAAGUUACGUUGCAGUUUGCUUCAAACAUUAUUUUCAAUCGCAACAAAAUGUUGGGGCGGAAACAAAGCUUAAAAGGGGAGCAGGUCCUGGCGGACUAUGGCCCAGAAGAAUCGCUAAAUGAAAGUGCUGAUAUAGAAUGGGUAAAUAAAUUGUGGGUGAGGCGGAUAUUAAGACUUUGUGCACUUUUAAGUUUAGUAUCAGUUUCUUUAAACACACCAAAGUCUUUUGAGAAAUAUCCCUUUCUUCAGAUAAUUACUUUUGCAGUAGAUUGUAGUGUCACACUCUUUUUUACGGCAGAAAUGAUAGCGAAAAUGCAUAUAAGAGGAAUUUUGAAGGGAGAUGUGGCAUAUUUAAAGGACCACUGGUGCCAAUUUGAUGCCUCCAUGGUAUUCUUCCUGUGGGUGUCUGUCCUCCUACAGAUGUUUGAGUUGACUGCUAUUGUGCCAAGAUACAGUUACCUGAGUAUUUUGAGAGCUCCCAGACCUCUGAUCAUGAUUAGGUUCCUGAGAGUGUUUUUGAAGUUUUCUAUGCCAAAAUCCAGAAUCAACCAGAUAUUCAAGAGAUCAAGUCAGCAGAUAUACAAUGUGACUCUAUUUUUUCUAUUCUUCAUGUCUUUGUAUAGUUUAUUGGGAGUACAAUUUUUUGGGGAACUUACUCACCAUUGUGUUAGGAAUACUACUGACCCAUAUGCCAUCACCAUAAAUUCGCUGGCCAUUCCCGAUACAUUCUGUUCUCCAGACCCUGAUUCUGGAUACCAGUGUCCAGCUGGUAUGAAGUGUAUGAAACUCAAUCUAUCCAAGUACAUUAUGGGAUUUAAUGGUUUUGAAGAAUUUACAACAAGCUUAUUCACGGUCUACCAGGCAUCUUCACAAGAGGGUUGGGUAUUUAUAAUGUAUAGAGCCAUUGAUUCCUUGCCUACAUGGAGAUCUGCUCUUUAUUUCAGCACAAUGAUAUUCUUCCUUGCCUGGCUAGUAAAGAAUGUUUUCAUAGCUGUCAUUACUGAAACUUUUAAUGAGAUCAGAGUCCAGUUCCAACAGAUGUGGGGUGUAAGAAACCCCAUAACUAAAGGCAGCACUACACAGUUUUUCACGGGUGACGACAAUGGCUGGAAACUGGUUACUAUUGAUGAAAACAAACAUUCAGGUACAGCACCAGAAUUCCUCCACAAAAUGCUGCGUUCUGCGUACUUCCGUCUAUUGGUGAUGGGUGUGGUUCUGGCAAACGGAGUGAUCACAGCCACGAUGAACUUUAAACACGAUGGCAACCCUCGGGAGUUUUUCUACGAAAAAUAUUAUUACAUUGAGAUCGCAUUUACAAUAUUUUUGGACCUUGAAGCAUUGAUGAAAAUAUGGUGUUUGGGAUGGAAAGGAUAUUUCAAACAUUCUGUUCAUAAGUUUGAAUUACUUCUCGCUAUUGGAACUUCUAUACACAUAAUUCCUCAGCUUUAUAUGUCAGCAUUUACUUACUUCCAGGUUCUCCGUAUAGUAAGAUUGAUUAAGGCAUCGCCGCUGUUGGAAGGAUUCGUGUACAAAAUCUUUGGUCCAGGCAAGAAGCUCGGCAGCCUUAUAAUAUUUACUAUGUGCUUGUUGAUUAUCAGCUCGUCCAUUUCAAUGCAGCUGUUUUGCUUUCUGUGCGAGUUUACCAAGUUUGAAACUUUCCCUGAGGCAUUCAUGUCUAUGUUUCAAAUAUUGACACAAGAAGCAUGGGUGGAAGUAAUGGAUGAGACGAUGGUACGAACUAGUCAGACGCUCACUCCUUUAGUGGCUAUAUAUUUCAUACUCUACCAUCUAUUUGUCACAUUGAUCGUGCUCUCGCUUUUCGUAGCAGUUAUUCUCGACAAUCUAGAGUUGGACGAAGACAUAAAGAAAUUGAAACAGCUGCGAUAUCGUCAACAGAGCGCGGAAAUUAAAGAGAGUCUACCAUUUCGCCUGCGCAUUUUCGAGAAAUUCCCCGAUAGUCCACAAAUGACCAAACUUCAUAAAGUUCCUGGAGACUUCAAUUUGCCAAAGGUUCGAGAGUCGUUCAUGCGACAGUUUGUAUGUGAAGUCGAUGGAGACGAGGAAGUGGGCGUGGUCGGCCGGACCACGGAGCCAGGAACAGACGUCACGCGGCGGGCGUUCGAAUAUAUCGGUGUCCAUAAGAUUGCCUUCCCCUAUCGCAAGCGUUGCCUCGUACCGACCUUGGUAGUCGCACCACCGUCGCAGCGACCCUGCCUGGCACUUCGCAAACAAGUGGUCGCUUCAAUCAUCAGUGAUUCAAAUAAUCACCGACGUCUUGUACUGGGUGACUCCGCGAUGUUGGGACCGGGCGGCAAGUCUGGACUCAAACCGCAAGGCACCAUCACCAGUGCCAAACAGCUUCGAGUUGACCAGAAAAAGUUUGGUUCGCGAUCUAUCAGGCGGUCCGUUCGCAGUGGAUCUAUUAAGCUGAAACAAACGUACGAGCAUUUCUUGGAGAAUGGCGAUAUAGGUGCGGCUUCUCGAGUGGUGCCAUCGUCCCGCGCUCGACCUCCGUACCUUGACAUACGUCUGCUGCAAGCAAAGAGGCAACAGGCUGAAAUGAGACGAAAUCAACGCGAGGAAGAUCUUCGAGAGAACCACCCGUUAUUUGAUACGCCAUUGCUGAUCGUGCCUCGGGAGUCGCGCUUCAGGAAGAUCUGCCGCGCGAUCGUCGACGCUCGCUACGAUGCGCGCCUGCGCGAUCCCGUCACUGGCAACGAAAGAAAAGUGCAUUACAAGAGUUUCCACAACUUCUUGGGUUUGGUAACAUAUUUGGAUUGGGUCAUGAUUAUGGCUACGACUUUAUCUUGUCUGUCCAUGAUGUUUGAAACGCCUACCUACAGAGUGAUGGAAAAUUUCGUAUUACAGAUUGCUGAAUAUGGAUUUGUGAUCUUCAUGAGUUUGGAACUAGCACUUAAGAUACUUGCGGAUGGACUGUUCUUUACUCCCAAAGCUUAUCUCAAAGAUGCUGCGGCUGUAUUAGACGUUUUCAUCUAUAUUGUAUCAUUGACGUUUCUAUGCUGGAUGCCACGCAGCGUUCCUCCGGGCUCCGCGGCUCAGAUGUUGAUGAUCCUCCGCUGUGUACGGCCACUCCGGAUAUUUACACUCGUACCGCAUAUGCGCAAAGUUGUGUACGAAUUGUGUCGCGGAUUCAAAGAGAUUUUGUUGGUAUCGACUCUCCUAAUUCUACUCAUGUUCGUGUUCGCAAGCUAUGGUGUACAGCUAUACGGUGGACGACUGGCUCGGUGCAACGACCCCACGAUAACGAGACGCGAAGACUGCGUCGGAGUGUUCAUGAGACGAGUGUUCGUCACUAAAAUGAAGAUACGACCCGGCCCGAAUGAAACCUUCCCGUCUAUGCUUGUCCCUAGAGUUUGGGCAAAUCCGAAGCGAUUCAGUUUCGACAACAUUGGAGACGCGUUACUGACGUUGUUUGAAGUUCUAUCGUUCAAAGGCUGGCUGGAUGUGAGAGACGUAUUGAUAAAAGCUUUGGGUCCGGUACAUGCAAUAUAUAUUCACGUGUACAUAUUCUUGGGCUGUAUGAUUGGUUUGACGCUGUUUGUCGGUGUAGUGAUUGCUAACUACUCGGAGAACAAGGGGACAGCCCUCCUUACUGUUGACCAGAGACGCUGGUGCGAUUUAAAGAAGAGAUUGAAAAUCGCUCAGCCACUACACUUGCCUCCGCGGCCUGAUGGGCGGCAAAUCCGCGCCUUCGCCUAUGACGUCACUCAGAACCUCAGCUUUAAACGAGUCAUCGCGUUUGUCGUACUCAUCAACAGUGGCCUGCUGGCUGUUACUUGGUCCCGUCAAUCAUCGCAUACGGAAUAUUUGGCUCUGACUUCUGCACUUCUGACAUUGGUGUUCGUGGUGGAAGUAUUGUUGAAGACCAUAGCAUUUACUCCGCGCGGGUACUGGCAGUCCCGGCGGAACAGAUACGACCUGCUCGUCACCGUCGCUGGGUGCAUCUGGAUAUUCAUACACUUUAUACUCAAGAAUGACCUAUCAUACUUCGUGGGAUUCAUGGUGGUAAUUCUCCGUUUCUUCACGAUCACGGGCAAGCACACCACGCUCAAGAUGUUGAUGCUCACCGUCGGAGUCAGCGUCUGCAAGAGUUUCUUCAUCAUCUUCGGGAUGUUUCUUCUCGUGUUCUUCUACGCGCUAGCCGGGACUAUCGUCUUCGGAAAUGUGAAAUAUGGGGAGGGCAUUGGAAGACGAGCGAACUUUAACUCGCCGAUCCACAGCGUGGCGAUGUUGUUCCGUAUAGUGACGGGCGAGGACUGGAACAAGAUAAUGCACGACUGUAUGAUCGCGCCGCCAUACUGCACGCCCGCAGACAACUACUGGGAAACAGACUGCGGGAACUUCACCGCGUCACUCGCGUACUUCUGCACUUUCUACGUCAUAAUUACAUACAUCGUACUCAAUUUACUUGUGGCUAUUAUCAUGGAGAACUUUUCUCUAUUCUACUCUAACGAAGAAGACGCGUUGCUUUCAUACGCCGACAUUAGAAACUUCCAGAACACUUGGAACAUUGUCGACGUACACCAGAAAGGCGUCAUACCAGUCAGAAAAGUAAAGUUCAUCCUUCGCCUGCUGAAAGGGAGACUGGAGUGCGACACACAUAAAGAGCGACUGUUGUUCAAAUACAUGUGCUACGAGCUCGAGAGGCUCCACAACGGCGAAGACGUCACCUUCCAUGACGUCAUUAACAUGUUAUCAUACCGCACUGUGGACAUCCGCAAGUCCCUGCAGAUGGAAGAGUUGUUGGCGCGCGAGGAGUUCGAGUUCCUUAUCGAGGAGGAGGUGGCCAAGCAGACCAUCCGCACCUGGCUCGAGGGGUGCCUCAAGAAGAUCCGUGCUAACAGCAGCAAACAACAAACGAGUUUGAUAACCAGUCUACGGAAAACUAAUGAACAAGUGGCGGACAUUAAUAAUGAAAAAGCUGACAAGGAGAAGAUGGAAGCCGAGGCACAGCUACCAACCGGCAAUGUUUGCCGCACAGAGAUCAGUGAAUCUGCAUCGCAACCUGUAAUGUCAAACAUUACGUCAUCGUUCUCCUCCUCUGGCUUGUUAGAUUCUUCUAAGAGGUCGUCUACUAAGGGUCCGUUCAAACGACCUGGCCUGCCGACAGUAGCUAUACCGAGACCAGAGAGUCCAGUUUCCAAGAAGUUAUACUUGCAACCCACGUUGAGCGACCCUCACCCCGCUCUUAACAAGAAACCACAACCGACGUCGAAGCCCAACAACCGGUCUCACAACAACACCAGCCCGGGCAGCGCGCCGGACCAGCCGCCGCUGCACGACGUGCACUCCUGGUGGGACACGCAGCUCGCACGUGGGGCCCUCUGUGACUGUAACUAGCAGCCCCACAACCAUCUACUCAUACGAGCCAACGGAUAACAUAAAGUUAGGUUUAUAUUGAGCAACUUACUGGCAUUACUAUUAACAAGUCAAGUUACUGAAGCAAGAAUUUAGUCGUUAUUAUGAGCCAUGUCAGGUGUGUUUGGCAAUAUUGACACCAGUAUUGGUGAGGUCGAUAAUCGUGGACGGCAUCGAAGAUCCGAGAUCUUGAAAUGUUUUUUGCAGAUGACACGCCACAACAGGUGGAAAAAUAUCAGAAAAGUUAACCACCCCACCACGAGGGACUAAUGCAAAAGAGUAGGAGAGAUGUCAGUGUGUGAUACUCAUACUAACUUGCCUUGUCAGUUACUUAAUGUAAAUCUGCCAUUAGUGUACCUUGUGCUGUUCUCAAAAACUCUAGUGAACGAAACACUGCCUAACGUUUUCAAUAGAAAGUCAUCGAAGAAAAACUUCGCACAAAAUACAUGUAAGUAUUCUUCCAAAAAUCACUUAUGAUAUCACUUAAAUUGUGAUAUAAUUAAUAAUAGCAGUAGGAUUAGGAGUAUUUUUGAUCGUCUAUUGAUUUUUGAUUAUGAACACCGAUACAAACGUUCUCUUUUUUAACGGUUGGUUGGAUGCUUGUCAUUACAGCUCGUACAUGGUCCAAAUAAAAAAUCUGAUAUCUUAGGGAUUCAGGCAUCAGGGGUAUAGGGGUGUCUUUUGUUAUUAAAACACGUAUACAAAUAAGUCUGUAGUCGAAUAGAAUGCUGUUACUUCAAUUUGUUAAAAGCUCGUUUCUGCAGCAGCGUCUAAUUAGUAACUGAGACAUUUUCGUAACUACUUUUAAUGAAAUAAUAACGGAUUAUGGAAGUUUUAUCAGAUCAUAUUCAGUCCAAACAUUAUUCACAGAAACAUUAGCAAGACAGUGUCACAAGACAACAACUAUCAAUUCCAGCCAUCGACAAGCACACCAAUGAGUCCGUGCUUGAUACCCCGUCUCGUUUUUCUGGCUAAGCUAAGCCAAUAAGAGCGCUCAGCUUUUUUAUUCGGGGCUUGAAUAGCGGCUUGGUCAGGAAGUCGGCGAGUUGCUUCGCUGCUUCGACUUUCAAUACUAUGAGGCUUCCUGAAGUCGCGGUCGUGCACGAAUAAGUGUCUAAUUUGGAUGUGCUUCCUCCGUUGAUGCCAUCAUAUGAUGGGUCAUGGGCUAGGCGUAUCGCAGACUCGCUAUCGAGAAAUAGUUCUGCAUCGACUUGUCCAGAUACUAUGAACUCUACUAUUUUCUUCAGCCAUAUGACCUUUUUGGCCGUUUCGCUGGCCCUCACUAUCUCGGCUUCUGUUGAGGAAAUCGCAACUGUACACUGCCUUUUGCUUUUCCAGGCAAUUGCUCCUCCUUAAUUUAGGCAGACCAUUCCGGAAGUAAAUUUCCCUAUAGUAGGAUCACCUGCAUGAUCUGCAUCGCUAUGGCUUAAGCAGACAUUUUGACGCAGUUGAAUUUUGGCAGGUAAUCCCAUGAUUCCUUAGUUAGUUGAUUGAUUAGUGCCUGUAAUGUAGCGUAAGAUCCUCUUCACUCUCGCCACAUCCUCAGGUUUGGGAUUGUCUAAUGUUCUUGAGACAACACUAAGAAAGUGCACCCACCACUUGUUUAUAGGGGAAUGUAGCUUAUUUUCUCUCAUUUUCUUGUAGAAUAACAUCUUUUGCAAUCGGUGUCACAACAGCUUUGCAGUCCUGCAUUAUUGAGCCUCUAUAGUAGUCGCUUAGCGUAGCUCUUCUGAUCAAUUUUGCUUGAUCUAUUUCUCAGUUCACUCAAAAAUCUUUAACGAAAUAAUAACCGAUUUUGGAAGGUUUCUCAGAACAUAUUCAGUCCAAACAUUAUUCACAGAAACAUUAGCAAGACAGUGUCACAAGUCAACAACUAUCACUAGUCAUCGACAAGCACACCAAUGAGUCAGUUGCUGAACACCUAUUAGUGAGAAACUGAGCAUCCAAGGAUAUACACCCAUGGGAUUCCUUACAUAGUUCAAUUUCAAUGUGUGAAUAACAAAAUUAAUUUUAUUUCUUUGGCCUGUGACAUUUGGCUACGGCAUGGCGCUUAAGCUUCCCAUUAUUUUUCGACAUUCCUUUUUUUUGUUCAGUGAGGAUUCAGUUGUUGCGGCCACUCUCUUUAAAUAGUCCUUUCAUGCCAUGUAUGCAUCAAUCAGUCUCUUAUUUCCCCAAGGUCUUCAUUAAUUAAUCUUGCUUUUUCUCAGUCACUAUUUGAUUCUCCGACUUUUAAGUGUUAUUUCCACCAGUUACUUAACACCGCCCGGGCGUCGGGCUCUGCUGAAUUGCGUUAAUUAGUCCGUAUGUCAGAGUGUCUUUCCCCGUUUUUAUUUCUUGGAUGAGAUAUAGAUAAGCACGUAUCUUUUCUUUACCGUCCUGUUUUACUUAAAAACCACCACCUAAUCAGCGUGGUAUACAUCUUGUGCCACACAUUGACCAUUUCGGUGAUUGUAAAACUUUCGUCAAGUGUUCAAACGCAUUUGGAAUGUAUCCAUUCCGUUCCAGUCAUAUUGAGCUUAUAUUAAUGAUUGUUUGGUUCUUUUUUCUUAGAGUCAAUUAGUUUUCUAUCCCCCUUGGCGUAAUGAGUGGUGCUGAAUUGCGUUAGUUUCCACCCCGUGUUUCAAGUCGCCUUGCAUUUAUUAUAAUGUUCAGUUUGCAAAGUCAAUCAUUAUUUGGGCAACCUUUGUCCAUCCAAGCUUCUAUCAUAUUCUUCUCACAGGCUGUUUGUCUUGCACCGUUUUUAUUUCUUAGACGAGGUACAGAUAUGCAUAUCUUACCUCAACAUCAUAUUUUACUUUAAUAUUAUAAUUUUAAUAAAAAUAUGAUGUACGUCGGUAAUCGCAGUCCGCAGUCGAUUUGGAAAACAGAUCCCAUUCACUUAAAUUGAUAAUGGUAAUUCAUUUUAAUUGACAUUUUAUUUUGUAUCUUCCACGGCCACAAAAUAAAAAAUCAAAACAUACCUGUUGUUACUUCACCAACCUCUAUUAUAUUUAUUCAAUUAUUCAAAGUAUGAUGUCGGGAUCCCCGAGGAAUCAGAUUAUUGAUAUUUUGCCAAGUCAAAGAAAUGGAAUAACGAACGCCUUUCUUAAAAGUAUUUUUUGUUAUAUUUUAUUACGGAGUCGAAAACUCACUGUUAUUUAAACAAUAUGAGAAUUUAAUACAGUUAACGUUUUCGAGUAUUUAGUAGGGUACCUAUAAGAAAGUAUUGUAUUGAAGGAAAUGAAUUAGAAAGAUCUAGUUAGGUAUAGAAGCCCCAAUGUGUUUAAAACAAAACUUAGAUUUUUUUGUAAUUUUUUUAUGAUGAUGUUCUUUAAAUGGUGCCUAUAACCUAAUUAUUUUAAAAGUUAUAGGGGUUAUUUAAAAAUAAUUUAAUAGCGCGUUGAUGAGAAAAAUCGUCCAGUUGAAAAAGAAAGGCAUUUUGUAUAAUUUUUAAAUAACUUAUGAGAGAAGGGCUAGCUAACACGUAUGGGCGAUUUCGAUAACGUUGAAAGGUAUGCAACGCCAUAUUCCAGGCCUGUGUUAUUUAUUCUAGGGCGAUGAGAGAAAUCACUCGUGCGCAGUCACUCUAACAAGUCUUCGUACGUAGUUACGUCAUUGUAGUUUUAUGCAAACAAAGAGAAUAACAGAGUAACUGUAACGUUAUGCACUUAUGCAUGACGACUACUUAAUAUAUUUUUAAACCGUAUCCUGCAAAUAUUAUUCAUUAGUGCCAACUGCCAUUACUAUAACUGAUACAAUUGUUCGGGCACUGGUACUCCAAGAUUACCAAACGCAUAGACCAGUCAUAAAAUGGCGUAAAAUCAUUUGUUGCAUGUAAUGCGCGGUACAAAUAUUAGUUCUGUAACAACUGGACUAUGCCGCCCGUAAUCUUGGCCUUACGUAGUGCGACCGCCUUAAAUAUUGUUAUUAAAAUAAGAAUAAACGUUAAUAAAUU
Messenger RNA from Pectinophora gossypiella (pink bollworm), 9546 nucleotides. It is a transcript of the gene na, whose product is annotated as sodium leak channel NALCN. Gene Ontology annotation, molecular function: monoatomic cation channel activity. NCBI's taxonomy places the organism in Eukaryota, Metazoa, Arthropoda, Insecta, Lepidoptera, Gelechiidae. The coding region runs from base 282 to 5594 and encodes 1770 amino acids. Gene Ontology annotation, cellular component: membrane. Gene Ontology annotation, biological process: monoatomic ion transport; transmembrane transport. The record is from RefSeq and is a predicted model, not a curated record. The transcript is spliced from 34 exons.